This is a messenger RNA of Dermacentor andersoni, 667 nucleotides long. RefSeq lists its product as uncharacterized. NCBI's taxonomy places the organism in Eukaryota, Metazoa, Arthropoda, Arachnida, Ixodida, Ixodidae. The record is from RefSeq and is a predicted model, not a curated record.
GCGAUAUACACAGAGCGCCUCCACCGCCCACCCGCUCGCAUGCGAAGUGGAGCGAUUGUCAGAGCGGCAAGAUAAAACUCUGAGCACCUACUCCGGGCUGUCGCUCUCACCGACGACGUACGGCGCCGUUUCGCCGGAACGAAAGCUCCUUUGCCGCAUAUACGUGCACCUUUCCUGCGUUAGCGCUCGUCUGUAUAGCUGAACCACGCGGACGUCAAAGCAGGUAGACAGCCGAGCAGCCAUGUCCACGUACCAGCCUCCUCCGCCACCUGGCAGCGACCAGUACGUGCCGCCGCCUCCGCCAUCCGACCAGGUAGACAGCUACCAGGCACCCGUGGGAACCGGCUACUGCCCACCACCGGCACCGGACACCGUGGACUCGGCGGCCACAUACCAGCCGCCCACUUUCAGCUACCAGCCGCACGGCGCAGGGUACACGCCAGGCAGCACCUACGUGCCGCCUGCGCACCCCGGCGACAGCUACCAGCCGCCCAGCGAGCCGGCCUUCUACAGCGGUAGCAGCGCCGGCGACACGUACGCGCCGCCUCCAGCACCGGGUGGCGACGCGUACUGCCCGCCAUCCCAGCCAGGGUACGACGCCCCGCAAGACUGCUACGUGCCUCCGCCACCCCCAGAAGAUUGAUACCAAUAAAGGAGUACAAAGUGA